Messenger RNA from Drosophila hydei, 2867 nucleotides. RefSeq lists its product as uncharacterized. The coding region runs from base 20 to 2005 and encodes 661 amino acids. Lineage: Eukaryota; Metazoa; Arthropoda; Insecta; Diptera; Drosophilidae. The transcript is spliced from 6 exons. The record is from RefSeq and is a predicted model, not a curated record.
AGAGAGAGCACUAACAAAUAUGUUCACUAAGAGUGAAGCUCAUAAGAACAACAGUGCAUUAUGCGGCGCUGAAGUAAAUGCAAGCGACACUGACAACACACACAUACAACACAACAAAGCCGACAACCAGGAGUCUCCGUUGCACUCAAUGGAUGAGCAUUACGUCGGCGACAUUGCCAUGAUGAGCAUUGCCGAGGAAGUGGGACAGCAGAGGACAGCUCAGGCGCUGGACAAUACAAUCCGCAAUGGCGACGAGCUGGAAAUUGAUCGCCAAGAGGAGGAGCAGGCGAUUAACCAGCUGGUGCGCUCAUCCAGUGGCGGCUCCUUAAUGGAACCUCAUAACAGUGGCAGCAUGCGUGUUGUCCUUGGAGUCCUGGUGCGUCUGGUGCUGCCUUUGGCCAAUGGUGUCGCCCGCGGCAUUAAAGGCAUACGCGAUGUUCGCGUGCUUCGCGUGCUACAGAAUCUGACCUCUAGUCGCCAGGCGCUGACCAAUCUGGUGGCCUUCGCCGCCAACACCUUAUCGCUGAAUCUAUCUUCCGUACAAGUUUCCAAUCGUCUGGGGCCUUUGCUCAAUUUACUUAAAUUGCGCAAGUCCCAAGAUGGCUUGGAAAUUCUGCCCGAUACGCUGACCACCCGUAUACCGAUCACACCCAUACCGCCUAAUACGCCCACAACGCCCAGCACACCGUUGCAGGGGCCGCCUAUCUACAGUCUUCAGAGCUCUAGCUCCAGCUGCUGCACCCUCAACAUACUUGCCGCACCGGAACCGGGCACGCAGAUACGCGCCGACAUCGUGCUUGUGCAUGGCCUGCACGGCUCGCUGGUGAACACGUGGCGGCAGGGUCUUUGGCAAAAUGAACGCCAUCCGGUGGAGUUCGAUCGUCCGCCCCGGCCACCGGUGCGUCCGCCCAAGCGACCUCGUUAUUCCCGCAGUGCCGCAAUACAUCCAGCGCCUCGUGAGAAACGCGCCAAGUUUGCUUCCUGCAAUCGCACCUUGGAUAAGGAUGCCGAUACAGAUGCCGCCUGGCAGCGCGCAGCCUUGCAACAAACGAUUGAGCCACAUCUCUGUAGUGCUUCCGACAAUAAUGACAUGGCCGAAGACUAUGCUUAUGUCUGCGGGGAGCCGGAGGAUAUUCAAAUCUGUGAAGGCAUCGAGUACAGCUUCCCUACAUUCCGUCUGCGCAUGCACGAUAACAGCCAAAUCUUGCCAGGCGAGCUAGAGUCUAUGUUGCAGGCUGAGAACAGCAGCAGCGGCAAUCUGGACAGCUCGCAGCCUUCCACAACGCGGAAGCCUUCCAGCAAAAAUAAAAAGAAACCAUCCGCCAAUGAUCCCAACUACUCCAAAUGCUGGCCCGGAGACUGGCUGCCAUUGGACUGUCCGGGCGUUCGGGUCAUAGCUGUCAACUAUACGACAGAUCCCUAUCUGUGGCGUCCACUGUGGAAGACUAAAGAGCCGCGCUCCAGCCUCAUUCAGCGCUCACGCGAAAUGGCCGAACUUCUAAUGCAGCAUCGCGUUGGCCACGGACAUCCCAUCAUCUAUGUAGGCCACUCGAAAGGAGGCCUCUUCAUCAAGCAGCUGCUCGUGGAUGCUUGGGAAUGUGGACGUCCAGCCAUGAGGCCACUCUGGCAAUCGGCUCGUGGCUGUUUCUUCUACUCGGUGCCGCAUCGUGGCUCCCAUUUGGCUUCGAUUAAGGCGCCGUUGCUAUCUCGCUCCGUGGAACUGCUGGAGAUAGAAAAGAAUAACAAAUAUCUGCUGGAUUUACAUCGUCGUUUCGCCGGCCUCUAUCACUUGGGUCAUUUGAAAAUCGAGGUUUUCAGUUUUGUAGAAACAGCUCUGACGCUCAUGUCAGUGCUCUAUUUGCGUAUUGUGGGCGUGGAUUCGGCUGAUCCCGGUUUUGGUGAAGUAUGCGGCAUACGGCUGGAUCAUCGCGAGAUCUGCAAGCCCCGCAGUCGGGAUUGCAUUCUGUACAAAGAGUUGGUGAAAAUGAUAAAGAAGGUGUGCUGAGCGCACCGUCAAUAUUAGCUACAUGUACGUGUAGCAGGACCUCAAUGAAUUGGAAUCGAUAUGUGAAUAGGCUUACAACUAUAAGUUGCCCGAUAAUUAUGCGUACCUUAACCUUAUAUUGAGGAGCGCUUUUUCUUGUUAUGGUGCAUAGCAUAGCAUAGCAUACAUAGCUUUUUUUGUUAGUUGAUUCAUCACUAAUCAUUCAAGGGAAAUUUGACUUAAAAUUUAGAUCUUUGUGUUUUUGGAAUUAUUCAUGUUUUUAUUCAUGUUUGAAAUAUAGAGUUAGCCUUCGUCAGUCAUUGUCAUUGAUUAUGUCUCGGGUAUAAUUAUAUCGUCAACAGAUCCAAAUUAUAGUUUGACUGAGCGAAAGGUUUGCUUCAGAGAUUUCAUUUCAUCAGACACUCAAGAAGAUGCGUUUCAGCAUGCCAUUUAGCACGUAAACUCAUUCAUUUAUAUAUAUAUACAAAUUUAUUUGUAGGUUAUGGCAAGUUGCGCGAUUUUGUAUUGUGAUCAUUUGUUCAGUUAGUUGUGAUGUGAUCAUUAAAUAAUAGUACUGUACAGGUAUUUAGCAUAUACCAUAGCCCGGAGUAAGCUCUAUCUGGAAGGAUAUUCAUACCUUUAUACAACUUUGGAAAAUUUCAUUUGAAAUUGAUUAUGUUGUGUAUUUGUGUAAAUGGACGACACCGUUAAACGUUACCAUCGAAUCAAGCUGUAUGGGCAUUGAUAAUGAUAUUAUUAUGUCCAUUAAAUAUUUUAUACAAACCUGUUAAGUACUGAGAGUUACUAAAGAUUUACAGCUAAGAAAAUUAUAUUGUACAUAAUUACUAAUAAAAGUACGUUCAACGUUUAUAGUGAAUAAAAA